Molecule: messenger RNA, 1882 nt
Organism: Bombus pyrosoma
Lineage: Eukaryota; Metazoa; Arthropoda; Insecta; Hymenoptera; Apidae
Product: trafficking protein particle complex subunit 13
Exons: 10
Coding region: 100-1341 (413 amino acids)
Cellular component (GO): TRAPPIII protein complex
Source: RefSeq, a predicted model, not a curated record
UAUUUUCUAAGUGACAUUUAGUGAUAGCUCUAUUCUCAUUUGACAUUAAUAAAGAUUUAUUUUUGUAAACAACUCUGCUAUUUAUCUUUCACAAUCUAAAUGGAAACUAAACCAAAAAGUGAACAUCUACUAGAAUUGAAAGUAAUGAGGUUAACACGACCUAUGCUUGCAAGUCCAGUAGUUAUUACUUGUGAUUCAACAGAUCUUCCUGGUAAUACUUUAAAUAAUGAGCUUAAGAAUGAUUGUACUGCAUUACAAGGAAUGGAAACCCUUGCAGUAGGACAGUUUAUGGUAUUACCGCAAAGUUUCGGUAACAUUUAUUUAGGUGAAAUAUUUUCAAGUUAUCUUUGUGUACAUAAUGGCAGCAAUCAGAUCGUAAAGAAUGUUACUGUUAAAGCAGAUUUACAAACAAGCACUCAGAAUAUAUCUCUUUGUGGUAAUAGUGGAGAAAUGAAAGAUUUAGCACCUGACAGUACAGUUGAUGAAGUCAUACACCACGAAGUAAAAGAAAUAGGCACACAUAUAUUAGUAUGUGAAGUAACUUAUACCCCAGGAAAUUUAGGUAGCACUGCACAAUCAUUUAGAAAAUAUUUUAAAUUUCAAGUGGUAAAACCAUUAGAUGUUAAAACAAAAUUUUACAAUGCAGAGUCAGAUGAAGUAUAUCUGGAAGCACAAAUACAGAAUCUCACAGCUGGCCCAAUUUGUUUAGAAAAGGUUUCGCUUGAAUCAUCUCAUUUAUUUAGUGUAUCAACGUUAAAUACAAAUGAAAAGGGAGAAUCUAUUUAUGGAUUAGUUAAUAUAUUAGAUACUGAUUGUAGUAGACAAUAUUUAUAUUGUUUAAAACCACAAUUGAGUUUAUUGAAAGAUCCAAAAAUGAUGCAUAAUGCAACAAACAUUGGAAAGUUAGAUAUUGUUUGGAGAAGUAAUUUGGGGGAAAGAGGAAGAUUACAGACAAGUCAAUUACAAAGAAUGGCACCUGAAUUUGGUGAUAUACGAGUUACAAUGAAAAAUAUUCCUCUCACAGUUUACCUUGAGCAAUCAGUGAAUUUUAAUUGUCAUAUAAUAAAUACGUCUGAAAGAAGCAUGGAUUUAAUGUUAAGUUUGGAAUCAAGUAGCUCUAUAGCAUGGUGUGGAAUAUCUAAUACAGUGAUAGGAACAUUGAAACCUGGUGUUUCAAUAGAUAUUCCUUUAUGUUUAAUUCCCUUACGUAGUGGUAUAAUAGGGAGCACGAUUCACAGUACACCACGAAAUAUGAUAUCACAAUAUCAUAUUUCGAACAUUGCGGCGAAGAGUGGCAGGUUCUAUUUGUCCUAUGAAGAUUCAAAUGAAAAAGGUACGUAAAUGAAAAUUUUGAAACGGUACGUCUCAAAGUAGGAUAUUAUAGAAUAUAGAUUAUAAAUUGUAUAAGAUACUAAAAUUCAAUUAUUUAAAAAAAAUUUAUCAGCAUUAGUGCUUAAAAGGUCUUAUCCUAAGGGAAUGUAUUCAAUGUUAUAGUAAUAUUAUUAAUUAAAUAAAUUAGUUUGUUUGUAUUUCAUUAAGUUCUACUUAUUUUACUAGACAUUUAUUUCACUUAAAAGAACCGUUUACCUUUUUAUUCUUGUAAUAGAAUGUUAGACAACCUAUUUAAUAUAAUAUUUUUGACAGCUACAAGUGCAACACGUUGUUUUUUGCAACAACUACUGAAACGUGGUAAUUUUUAUAGCGCAAAAACAAUACGAGUUAUUCUUUGUUGCUACAAAUAAGAACAUGUUACCUUUCGAUUUAAAAUUGAAAAGCGCUGCUUUUCAUGGUCACAGAAUCCAAAGAAAGUUGUCUUUGUAAGACAAAUGGAACGUACGAACUUUUCGUAACGCAUGUCUAUAAAUAUUUCAGCAUAUUAUUU